This is a messenger RNA of Paramecium octaurelia, 1117 nucleotides long. The record is from the annotation of a GenBank genome assembly. NCBI's taxonomy places the organism in Eukaryota, Ciliophora, Oligohymenophorea, Peniculida, Parameciidae.
AAAACUUCAAUUAAUGAUUCCUUCUAGUGAUCAUAAUCAACGACGGAAAAAGAGAGCAUAAUUGAAACAUUAAGCUGGACCUUUUAUUAUAUUUUUUACAGUACUAAUGCCAACAAAUUGUGUGAUUUUAGAAUAGUUUGUAUCAAUUAUGAAAAGAUUAGUAUUUCGAUUUGAAAAUGGAUCCUACAACUUAAUUAAUAAACGGAAUUUUAGUUUAUCUUUCAUAUUCCAUGGCUAUGUGGUCGUAUUACUAAUCGAUUACAAUAAAAAAUUAUACAAUAGACAAGACUAUCCCAAUAUAAGAUAAUAGAAGAAUUGACCCUUUAUAUAAAAAUACGAAUUCUUGUAAUGAAUGUAAUAAAUGGAAACCUAUACGAACUCAUCAUUGUUCACUAUGUGGAAAAUGCAUAUUAAAAAUGGAUCACCACUGCCCUUGGAUUCACAAUUGCGUGGGUUUACGAAAUCAUAGAUCUUUUUAUCUCUUUUCAAUGUACAUGACUGUAUUAAAUUUCAAAUAUACUUAGAUUGGUGCUAUAUAAUAUAGCUAUGCAUCUUGGGUUUAUUUUAGAUUUUUGUUUCGAAGCAGCGAAGGCUUCUUUGCACACCAAUCUACCUUCUUUUACAUAUAUUGGAGUUUAACAAGCUUAGUAUUAUAUCCAACAUGUGCUAUGUUAUGCUUCUUAUUCUUUUAUCAUACUUCAUUAAUCCUUAAUAAUUAGACGACUUUGGAAUAAAUGAGAAGUGGUUCAAAUGGGAACUGUUGUAUUAAAAGUGAUAGACCUCCAAGGAAUAUUAACUUAUUCGAUAGAGGUACUUUAUCUAACAUAGCAUGGUUUUUCAAUUACUCAUAUUUUUGGUUUCUUCCAUUUGAAAACAUUUAUAAAGAAGACGGUAAAAAAAUAUUCUAAAAUAAGGUACUAAAUAUCCAAUAUCUCCUCUUUGUAAUCUUUAGGAUAUCAAGAUCAGCAACCCUUCAAUCCCACUUGUAUAAAUUCCUGAACAAUAAUUUGACUUUGAUAAAAUUGAUUAAAAAUACGAAGAAUAUUUAGCUUUUGCUAAGUAAAAAUACAAAAAUAAAAGACUGGUCUUAAUUGGAAAAGAAAUAUAACUCAAUUGA